Nematostella vectensis (starlet sea anemone) is the source of this 895-nucleotide messenger RNA. RefSeq names its product receptor expression-enhancing protein 5. The record is from RefSeq and is a predicted model, not a curated record. The transcript has a single exon. NCBI's taxonomy places the organism in Eukaryota, Metazoa, Cnidaria, Anthozoa, Actiniaria, Edwardsiidae. The coding region runs from base 108 to 791 and encodes 227 amino acids.
UCACCUCACAGCACAAUUAGAACGAAAUGUUCAAGGUUUCUUAUCUUGUGAAUGGGUGGUUGCUUUUUGUUCACUUCCAUUUGGCUGCUGAAUGGAAAUGACUUAGGAUGGAACCUCCGUGCAAAAAGGUAGUCAGGAAAAACAGCGAACCACACCGGGAGGACGCAUUCACCGAUACCAUCAUGGAGGAAAUCGACAGUCUUUUGAUGCAGCAGAACUUCUUCACUGAUCUGCUCAGGAAAAUCGAGAAUUUCACGCGAGUACCGCGGCGUAUCCAGGUACUUCUGAUGGUUCUAUUUACGCUACUCUACGUCGCCGAAGGCUACGCUGCUGCGUGUUUUUGCAACGUUAUUGCCGUCGUCUUUCCAGUCUACGCCUCCAUCAGCGCCAUCGAGAAUCCAGACUACGAGAUUGGCACAAAAUGGCUGAUGUACUGGGUCAUCUUUGCUUUCGUUAACUUCAUGGAGGUUUUUAUCGCGUGGCUGCCAAGUUUUUACUUGCUGAAAUUCUUGUUUCUUGUCUGGUGCAUGGCGCCCGGGAGGGUAAGUGGCUCCGAGGUAAUGUAUUUUAGAGUCGUGAGGCCUUUGGUGAUGCGACACAAAGCGAGGGUCAACGAUGUCAUUUCCGACGCUGCGAAGAGGGUCCGACAGGUAGCCGAGCGAACAGUGGAUGAUCUUGUGGCCUCCCGAGCGGCGGGGAAGAUAAUCGGUUUCACACACGAAGGGGUCACGAAUGAGACACCAGCGAUCGAGCAGCCUGAAAACAGCAUUGACAUUGACAAAACAGAUUAGCUCGAAAGUCUUCUCCAAGAUACAAGGAAAACUAAUUUUGGAUUGUAACUGUAAAGCCACUGUAAUUUUUUGCUAAAAACUCAAACAAAUCUCAACCCAGUCAA